Zonotrichia albicollis (white-throated sparrow) is the source of this 2663-nucleotide messenger RNA. The record is from RefSeq and is a predicted model, not a curated record. Lineage: Eukaryota; Metazoa; Chordata; Aves; Passeriformes; Passerellidae.
CCCCGGCCGCCGCACCAUGCCCCGCCGAGGGGGGCUGCCGGCCCCCGCCGCCGCCCGCCGGCCCCCCCCGCUCCUCCUCCUGCGCCUCCUCCUCCUGGCCGCCCCGCUGCAGCCCGGCAGAGGUCUCAAUCUGUGCACCAGUGGAAGCGCCACGUCCUGUGAAGAGUGUCUCCUCAUCCAUCCCAAGUGUGCCUGGUGCUCCAAGGAGGAUUUCAGCAGCACGAAGUCCAUCACGUCCCGGUGUGACUUCCUGCAGAACCUGCUUGCGAACGGCUGCGCCGGAGCCAUCGAGAGCCCCAGCAGCAGCAUCAGCGUGCUGAGGAACGUGCCCCUGAGCAGCAAGGGCUCUGGCCAGAGCCACCUGGACGUCACACAGAUCACUCCUCAGAAGGUGGCCUUGAGUCUUCGCCCUGGUGACCGGACCUCGUUCCGAGUGCAGGUGAGGCAGGUGGAGGAUUACCCCGUGGACCUCUACUACCUGAUGGACCUGUCCCUGUCCAUGAACGAUGACCUGGACAACAUCCGCAACCUGGGCACCAAGCUGGCUGAGGAGAUGAGGAAGCUCACCAGCAACUUCCGUCUGGGCUUUGGCUCCUUCGUGGACAAAAACAUUUCUCCUUUCUCCUACACGGCGCCAAGAUACCAAAACAAUCCCUGCAUUGGUUACAAGCUGUUCUCCAGCUGUGUCCCCUCCUUUGGCUUCCGCCACCUGCUGUCCCUGACGGACAAAGUGGACCGUUUCAACGAGGAGGUCCGCAAACAGAAAGUGUCCCGCAACCGAGACGCUCCCGAGGGCGGCUUCGAUGCCAUUCUGCAGGCUGCUGUCUGCAAGGAGAAGAUCGGCUGGCGUAAGGAGGCAUCCCACCUGCUGGUCUUCACCACGGAUGAUGUGCCCCACAUAGCCCUGGAUGGGAAGCUGGGGGGGCUGGUGCAGCCCCACGAUGGGCAGUGCCACCUGAACGAAGCCAACGAGUACAGCGCGUCCAGCCAGCUGGAUUAUCCUUCCCUGGCACUUCUUGGGGAGAAACUUGCUGAAAACAACAUCCACCUGAUUUUCGCUGUUACAAAAAAUCAUUACAUGCUCUACAAGAACUUUACCACUUUGAUCCCUGGAACAACAGUGGAGAUUUUGCACAAAGAUUCCAAGAAUAUCAUUGAGCUGAUUGUCAAAGCCUACAACAGUAUUCGGUCCAAGGUGGAGCUCACAGUCUGGGACAGCCCUGAGGACAUUGGCUUGACCUUCACAGCCACCUGCCAGGAUGGGUUGUCCUAUCCUGGGCUCAGGAAGUGUGGGGACCUCAAAAUUGGAGAUACGCGAGGGCAAGCCCCUGUGCAGCGGCCGCGGCGAGUGCAGCUGCAACCAGUGCCAGUGCUACGAGAGCGAGUUCGGCAACAUCUACGGGCCCUUCUGCGAGUGCGACGACUUCUCCUGCGCCAGGUACAAGGGAGUCCUCUGCUCAGGUCACGGGGAGUGUCACUGCGGGGAGUGCAAGUGCCACGCGGGGUUCAUCGGGGACAACUGCAACUGCUCCACGGAGACGGACAGCUGCGUGUCCAGCGACGGGCAGAUGUGCAGCGGCCGCGGCGCCUGCGUCUGCGGGAGGUGCCAGUGCACCGAGCCCGGGGCGUUCGGAGAGACCUGCGAGAAGUGUCCCACCUGCCCCGGUGUCUGCAGCACCAAAAGGGAUUGUAUUGAGUGCAAGCUGUUUAACUCAGGAAGACUGGCUGAUAACCAAACCUGCCAAAAGCACUGCAAGGAUGAGAUCAUCACCACUGUGGAUGUUCUUGAAACAGAUGACCCCAACGCAAUCCUCUGUGCCUACCCAGUGAACAACUGCGUCAUGAAGUUCACCUACAUGGAGCUUCCCAGUGGGAAAUCCAACCUCACCGUCCUCAAGGAGCCAGCCUGCAGCUCAGCCCCCAGCGCUGUGACCAUCGUGCUGGCAGUGAUUGGCAGCGUGGUGCUGAUUGGCAUCAUCCUGCUGGCGCUCUGGAAGCUGCUCGUCACCAUCCACGACAGGCGGGAGUUCGACCGAUUCCAGAGCGAGCGUUCCCGCGCCAGAUAUGAAAUGGCAUCCAAUCCUCUCUACCGAAAGCCCAUUUCCACGCAUAACGUAGAGUUCACAUUCAACAAGCUCAACAAGUCUUACAACGGUACAGUUGACUGAAGGGGUCUCAGUGCCUGGCACUGCCAUGGACAAUUGCUUGAAUGGCUGGGCUACUUCCCCACUUGAAGACGGGAUUCUCUUCAGGGACGAGAAUCCCUUACGACGGGACUGGUCGAUGACCAAAGCCUGUGAUUUGCACAGUAAGGAGAAAGGUCUGGUUCAUUCUGGAGGCACAGAUGUGAGGGCAGGGUCCCUGCCUGUGUUGAUGGACUGUGAGCCAUGUGCAUCUCCAUACCCCAGCUUUCCAGAUGUAUUAAACCUGCCAACUAAGUGAACCAAGUGCCAUAUUGCAGCUUUAGACAUAUCCCGUUAGGAAAGGUGACUAGGUCAAAAAUCAGGGGAACCCACUCCAUCACAAGUUGUUAGGGGGGGAAUUAGCUUGGAAACAGGAUCUUGGAACCAUAUGUGUAAGAAAUUAGGAUAAAAAACUCUGCAGUCUUUAGGAAUUUUUUUAUAUAAACCCCGAAAUAAAACAGUUGUGCAUAUAUGAUGCUG